This is a messenger RNA of Poeciliopsis prolifica (blackstripe livebearer), 1440 nucleotides long. RefSeq lists its product as uncharacterized. The transcript has 3 exons. The coding region runs from base 154 to 1440 and encodes 428 amino acids. Gene Ontology annotation, molecular function: zinc ion binding; nucleic acid binding. The record is from RefSeq and is a predicted model, not a curated record. NCBI's taxonomy places the organism in Eukaryota, Metazoa, Chordata, Actinopteri, Cyprinodontiformes, Poeciliidae.
AAUUAAAUAGUUAUUUUUUUUAUGCCUUUGUCCUUGAGUUUGCUGGUCGGACCAUCACAGUUGGUGUCAGAAGUGGGAUCCUCCAGUUAAGGACAAAGGUAUAUUUCUUAAUUUUUUUCUUUUUUUUUUGGAAACUAAAAAAAACCCUAAACCAUGAGAGGAGCCAGAGGUGGAGGUGGUAAAACCAAGGCAGCUCCAUCAGACAAAGAAGCGCAAACAGAGCAUGAAGGGUGUGGUGCAGUUUGUGAAGAGGAGGAAGUGGAUGAAGAAGGGAAAGAGCCAACCAUAUCUGACUUGGCAGGAAUCCUGCAGGCCUACAUUGGGCAGCAAAAAGAUCGAGAGGCACAGUGGGAGCAAGAAAUGUCACGUCAGGAUUACAGGUUUAAGGCUCUCCAACACCAGUUCAGUUUAUUUCAAGAGGAGUUUCAGGCCCAGUCUUCUGCAGGCCUGAGGCCUAUUGUGCAAGACCACGCCUCCUCAUCUGUUGGAUUGAAGCCUGAUGUGGAUAGUUCACUUCCAGAACCUGCUCUGUCGGCUGUUAAAUCAGAACUCCAAGUUUGGAUUAAGGAACGAAACCCCAAAAAUGCAGCCGAGGCAGUUUCCCUCGCGGAUGCCUUUGUGGCCGCCCGUAGGAAGACUCAACCGUGGGCUUUUAGAACUGCAAAAAGGGAGUUUACUCCAACUUCAGGUAACUCCAGUCGAACUGAAAAUGUGAGUAAGCAGUUUGGAAAAGAAAAAGGUUUUUCCCCCGGUCAAACAAAAACUUUGAAAAAACCCAUCUGCUAUCUAUGUGGCCAGGAGGGCCACACAAAGCCUAUGUGUCCUCAAAAUCCUGCAAACCUCUCUCAGAUGUGUUUUGUUCCCAGAGAGAACCAUGUUUUGAACAGACAAAACCAGCCACUGAUGGAGACAACAGUGGGGAUAGAGGGGCAAAAGGUCAAAGCCCUGAUUGACACAGGAAGCACCCAGACAUUGGUACACCGCAGGUAUGUCCCACCGCAUAUUAUUUGCACCUCUGAAACCAUACCCAUCUGCUGUGUCCAUGGGGAUGAAAAACAAUAUCCAACAGCAGAUAUUUACAUGAGAGUGCAAGGACAUGUUUACCUGUUAAAGGUGGGUGUUAUGGAUGCAUUACCCUUUCCUGUUGUCUUGGGAAAUGAUCUUCCAAUUCUCCCUGACCUAGUGAAUGGUUUUAAAAUGUGUAAUGUUGUAUUGACACGAUCCCAAGCAAAGACUUUUGGGGAAGAUGAGUCCAGUCUAAGAGCCUUGCCAUUUUUUGGGGCUGAGAUUGAAGAAGGUCAAACUAAAAACGCAAGUCUCUUUGACGUUCAUCACAUCCCGGGGAAGCUGAACACGACUGCCGACUACCUGUCACGCUGGCCCAUGGAGUUUCCAGAAGAGGGGGAGUGUGUGGAGGUUCCUCCAUCUUCUCAGUGUUAA